Molecule: messenger RNA, 153 nt
Organism: Acytostelium subglobosum LB1
Lineage: Eukaryota; Evosea; Eumycetozoa; Acytosteliales; Acytosteliaceae
Exons: 1
Coding region: 1-153 (50 amino acids)
Source: RefSeq, a predicted model, not a curated record
AUGUUGGCACUUCAACCACAUCAACAGCAGCAACAGCAGCAACAACAGCAGCAGCAGCACAACAGCAGAGACAACGGCAGCAGCAACAGCAGAGACAACCACCAGGAGCAACAGUUGACUAGCCAGGGCAAUCUCGACUCGCAAGAGCGGUAA